CGCCAGAGAGCCCUCCCCCACACACAUACACAUACACACACACACGCCGCUCCGCUAAAGAUGUGAAAAUGGCGGAGCUACAAAUGCUUUUGGAAGAGGAGAUUCCAGCAGGGCGAAGCGCACUACUAGACAGCUUCACCAAUUUGGAAAGAGUCGCGGAGUACUGCGAAAGCAACUAUGUCCAGUCUCCAGACAAGCAGAGGGCCCUGGAGGAGACCAAGAACUACACCACCCAGUCUCUGGCCAGCGUCGCCUACCUGAUCAACACGCUGGCCAACAAUGUCCUCCAGAUGCUGGACAUCCAGGCCUCGCAGCUCCGCCGCAUGGAGUCCUCCAUCAACCACAUCUCACAGACGGUGGACAUCCACAAAGAGAAGGUGGCCCGGCGGGAGAUCGGCAUCCUCACCACCAACAAGAACACGUCCCGCACGCACAAGAUCAUCGCCCCAGCCAAUCCCGAGAGGCCUGUGCGCUACAUCCGCAAGCCCAUCGACUACAGCAUGCUAGACGACAUGGGCCACGGAGUCAAGUGGUUGCAAAGGUUUAAGGCCAGCGCUCAAAACAUGAAGGCCGGAGGCGGCGGACUCCCUCGCACAAACCCCCCCACACAGAAGCCCCCCAGCCCGCCCAUGUCGGGGAAAGGGACCCUUGGCAGCGGGAGCAGCGGAGGCAGCCAUCCCAGCAGCAGUCGCAGCAGCAGCCGAGAGAACAGUGGCAGUGGCAGCGUGGGCGUGCCCAUCGCCGUGCCGACCCCAGCCCCGCCCACCGCCUUCCCAGGCGCUCCUCAGUUCUACAGCAUGAACCGCCCGGCGCAGCCACCCCAGAACUCGCAGGUGGGAGGCUCGCUGCCGUAUCGCCGACCCGCGUCCGUCACCGGUCAGCCCAACAUGGCCCACAACCAAAGCCAGCUCAACGGGGGACCACACUUCGCCCAGAACCCAGCCGGCCCGCUCGCGCCCCCGCCCCCCUCCAUGCAGAUCACCCCUCAGCUGCCUCUGAUGGGCUUUGUGGCCCGAGUUCAGGAGACUAUCUCAGACGUGCCGCCUCCACCUCCGCCCGCCGAGGAGCCGGUGUUUGAGGAACCCACACCUCCUCCUCCGCCGCCGGAGGACUACGAGGACGACGAGGACGAGGAAGAGUCGGCCGUGGUGGAGUACAGUGACCCGUACGCCGAGGAGGACCCGCCCUGGGCCCCGCGCACCUACAUGGAGAAAGUGGUGGCCAUCUACGACUACGCCCGCGACAAGGAAGACGAGCUCUCGUUCCAGGAGGGCGCCAUCAUCUACGUCAUCAAGAAGAACGACGACGGCUGGUACGAGGGCGUGAUGAACGGCACCACGGGCCUGUUCCCCGGCAACUACGUCGAGUCAAUCAUGCACUACGCCGACUGAACAACCCCCCCGCCCCCCUGCCCCCUCCCUCUCUCAGCGGCGGAGGAGUAAAGGGAGGAGCGUUAGACGGGGGGAGUGGAGGGGGAGGGGGAGCCGUGGGUUUAAAGGUCAAAGACUUUGAUCAGACAGAGCAUGAUCACCUCCGGGCGAAGAGAGAACCGGGAGGGAGGAGGAGGAGGA
Messenger RNA from Perca fluviatilis (European perch), 1571 nucleotides. It is a transcript of the gene abi2b, whose product is annotated as abl-interactor 2b. The transcript is spliced from 10 exons. Gene Ontology annotation, cellular component: lamellipodium. Gene Ontology annotation, molecular function: SH3 domain binding. The record is from RefSeq and is a predicted model, not a curated record. NCBI's taxonomy places the organism in Eukaryota, Metazoa, Chordata, Actinopteri, Perciformes, Percidae. The coding region runs from base 69 to 1391 and encodes 440 amino acids.